Miscanthus lutarioriparius is the source of this 2901-nucleotide messenger RNA. Lineage: Eukaryota; Viridiplantae; Streptophyta; Magnoliopsida; Poales; Poaceae. The record is from the annotation of a GenBank genome assembly.
AUGGCGCGCAAUGCGGUGGACAAGGCGACGUCCAUCGACGCGCAGCUGCGGCUGCUGGCCCCGCAGAAGCUCUCCGACGACGACAAGCUUGUCGAGUACGACGCCCUGCUCCUCGACCGCUUCCUCGACAUCCUACAGGACCUGCACGGCGAGGACAUCAGGGAGACGGUGCAAGAAUGUUACGAGUUAGCUGCUGAGUAUGAGAAUAAGCUUGACCCCAAAAUGCUGGAUGAGAUUGGGAAUGUGCUGACCAGCUUGGAUCCUGGAGACUCCAUUGUCAUAACAAAGUCAUUCUCACACAUGCUUAUCCUGGCAAACUUGGCUGAGGAGGUACAAAUUGCAUACCGCAGGAGAAUAAAACUGAAGAAGGGUGACUUUGUUGAUGAGAACUCAGCAACAACUGAAUCAGACAUCGAGGAGACACUAAAGAGGCUUAUGCACCAGCUUAAGAAGUCCCCUCUGGAGGUAUUUGAUGCUCUCAAGAAUCAAACUGUUGACCUCGUCCUGACUGCACAUCCAACUCAGUCAGUCCGGAGAUCACUGCUCCAAAAGCAUGGCAGGAUAAGAAACUGUUUAACUCAACUUUAUGCAAAGGACAUCACUCCAGAUGAGAAACAGGAACUUGAUGAAGCACUCCAAAGAGAGAUUCAAGCUGCCUUUAGAACUGAUGAAAUCAGGCGGGCGCCUCCUACUCCGCAAGAUGAAAUGCGUGCUGGAAUGAGUUAUUUUCAUGAGACUAUAUGGAAGGGUGUACCCAAGUUCUUACGCAGGGUCGACACUGCUCUUAAGAACAUUGGCAUAAAUGAGCGGUUGCCAUAUAAUGCCCCUAUCAUUCAGUUUUCUUCUUGGAUGGGUGGUGAUCGUGAUGGGAAUCCAAGAGUGACGCCAGAGGUAACAAGGGAUGUAUGCUUGUUGGCUAGAAUGAUGGCUGCUAAUUUGUAUAAUGCCCAGAUAGAAGACCUGAUGUUUGAGUUAUCUAUGUGGCGCUGCAGCGAUGAGUUACGUGUAAAGAUCGAUGAGUUAUACCGUUCCUCCAAGAAAGAUACAACAAAACACUAUAUAGAGUUCUGGAAACAAGUUCCUCCCAGUGAACCUUACCGUGUGAUUCUGAGUGAUGUCAGAGAUAAACUCUACAACACACGUGAACGAGCACGCCAUUUAUUAGCUAGUGGGUUUUCUGAAAUUCCAGAGGAAGCAACCUUCACCGAUGUUGAACAGUUCUUGGAGCCACUUGAGCUCUGUUACAGAUCUCUCUGUGCCUGUGGUGAUCGCUCUGUUGCAGAUGGAAGCCUUCUUGACUUCUUACGGCAAGUGUCUACAUUUGGACUAUCCCUUGUUAGACUUGAUACCAGGCAAGAAUCUAACCGGCAUACUGAUGUUAUGGAUGCUAUAACUGAAUACCUCGGCAUUGGAUCAUACUGUAAAUGGCCAGAGGAGAAACGCCAAGAAUGGCUACUAUCGGAACUUAAUGGAAAGAGGCCGUUAUUUGGUCCUGACCUUCCCAAGUCGGAUGAGAUUGCUGAUGUUCUAGAUACUUUACACGUAUUAGCUGAACUUCCUUCAGACAGCUUUGGUGCAUAUGUAAUAUCUAUGGCGACAGCUCCCUCAGAUGUUCUUGCUGUCGAGCUCUUGCAGCGUGAAUGUCAUGUGAAAAAACCACUGAGAGUUGUGCCAUUGUUCGAAAAACUGGCAGAUCUUGAGGCAGCACCCGCAGCUUUAGCUCGGCUGUUCUCUGUUGAAUGGUACAGAAACAGGAUCAAUGGCAAGCAGGAAGUUAUGAUUGGGUAUUCAGAUUCUGGCAAGGAUGCUGGUCGUUUCUCUGCUGCUUGGCAACUGUACAAGGCACAAGAGGAGCUCAUUAAUGUUGCUAAGUUGUAUGGGGUUAAGUUAACUAUGUUCCACGGACGAGGUGGGACUGUGGGAAGAGGUGGGGGCCCUACCCAUCUUGCUAUACUGUCACAACCUCCAGAAACUAUUCAUGGAUCACUUAGGGUAACUGUUCAAGGUGAAGUCAUUGAACAAUCUUUUGGAGAGGAGCAUUUGUGCUUUAGAACCCUGCAACGUUUCACAGCUGCUACUCUUGAACAUGGUAUGCAUCCUCCAAUUUCGCCAAAACCAGAAUGGCGUGCUUUAAUGGACGAAAUGGCUAUUGUUGCCACAAAGGAAUACCGAUCAAUUGUGUUUGAAGAACCACGCUUUGUUGAGUAUUUCCGCCUUGCAACGCCAGAGAUGGAAUAUGGUAGGAUGAAUAUCGGAAGCAGACCAUCGAAAAGAAAGCCAAGUGCAGGCAUUGAAUCACUGCGUGCAAUUCCUUGGAUCUUUGCUUGGACGCAGACUCGGUUCCACCUACCAGUGUGGCUUGGUUUUGGCGCAGCAUUCAAGCAUGUCUUGGAUAAGGACAUACGGAAUCUUCAAACCCUUCAAGAGAUGUACAAUCAGUGGCCAUUUUUCAGGGUUACAAUAGACUUGGUUGAGAUGGUGUUUGCCAAAGGUGAUCCUGGUAUAGCGGCUCUGUAUGACAAGCUUCUAGUUUCAGAGGAUUUGUGGUCAUUCGGCAAGCGUCUUAGAGCCAACUAUGAAGAAACAAAGCAACUUCUUCUACAGGUUGCUGGGCACAAAGACCUUCUGGAGGGCGACCCUUACCUGAAGCAGAGGCUGCGCAUCCGCGACUCUUACAUCACCGCGCUGAACGUUUGCCAAGCUUACACGCUGAAGCGCAUCAGGGACCCUGGCUUCCAGGUGAACCCGGGGCCUCACCUGUCGAAGGACAUCAUGGACAUGGGCAAGCCAGCUUCGGAGCUCGUGAAGCUCAACACCACAAGCGAGUACGCCCCGGGACUGGAGGACACCCUCAUCCUGACCAUGAAGGGCAUCGCUGCCGGAAUGCAGAACACCGGCUGA